CAGCCGAUCGAUAUGCAGAGCGGCCGCCCCGCACCGCACACCGCCGGCUCCGGGUGCUGAAGGCGCGGGGACGCCGGGCGCGGAGCGGCAGCCAGCAGCCGGGAGCGCGUCCACGAGCACCGGCUCCGAUGCCAGGGCGCGGGGGGUGGCGGCGAGACAUGCAGCCGGCCCGGAAGCUCCUGAGCCUGCUCUUCCUCCUCCUGAUGGGCACCGAGCUCUCCCAAGUGCUGCCCACCAACCCCGAGGAGAGCUGGCAGGUGUACAGCUCCGCGCAGGACAGCGAGGGCCGCUGCAUCUGCACGGUGGUCGCCCCCCAGCAGACCAUGUGCUCGCGGGACGCCCGCACGAAGCAGCUGCGGCAGCUGCUGGAGAAGGUGCAAAACAUGUCCCAGUCCAUCGAGGUGCUGGACCGGCGGACCCAGCGGGACCUGCAGUACGUGGAGAAGAUGGAGACCCAGAUGAAGGGCCUGGAGUCCAAGUUCAAGCAGGUGGAGGAGAGCCACAAGCAGCACCUGGCCAGGCAGUUCAAGGCGAUAAAAGCGAAAAUGGAUGAACUUAGGCCUUUGAUACCCGUGUUGGAAGAGUACAAGGCCGAUGCCAAAUUGGUCUUGCAGUUUAAGGAGGAGGUCCAGAAUCUGACGUCAGUGCUUAACCAGCUGCAAGAGGAGAUUGGCGCCUAUGACUACGAUGAGCUGCAGAGCAGAGUGUCCAAUCUCGAGGAGAGGCUCCGUGCGUGCAUGCAAAAGCUAGCCUGCGGCAAGCUGACAGGCAUCAGCGACCCCGUGACCAUCAAGACGUCCGGCUCCAGGUUCGGGUCCUGGAUGACCGACCCCCUGGCCCCCGAGGGCGACAACAGGGUGUGGUACAUGGACGGCUACCACAACAACCGCUUUGUACGCGAGUACCGCUCACUGCAGGACUUCAUGACCUCGGACAACUUCACGUCGCACCGGCUGCCGCACCCCUGGUCAGGCACUGGCCAGGUGGUGUACAACGGCUCCAUCUACUUCAACAAGUUCCAGAGCCACAUCGUCAUCCGCUUCGACCUGCGCUCGGCCAGCGUGCUCAAGCAGCGCAGCCUGGACUACGCCGGCUACAACAACAUGUACCACUACGCCUGGGGCGGCCACUCCGACAUCGACCUCAUGGCGGACGAGAGCGGGCUCUGGGCCGUGUACGCCACCAACCAGAACGCCGGCAACAUCGUGCUGAGCCGGCUGGACCCGGUGUCGCUGCAGGUGCUGCGCUCCUGGAACACCAGCUACCCCAAGCGCAGCGCGGGCGAGGCCUUCAUCAUCUGCGGCACGCUCUACGUCACCAACGGCUACUCGGGCGGCACCAAGGUGCACUACGCCUACCAGACCAACGCCUCCACCUACGAGUACAUCGACAUCCCCUUCCAGAACAAGUACUCGCACAUCUCCAUGCUGGACUACAACCCCCGCGACCGCGCGCUCUACGCCUGGAACAACGGCCACCAGGUGCUGUACAACGUCACGCUCUUCCACGUCAUCCGCUCCGACGAGCUGUAGGCCGUGGCCGCCGCCGUGGCUGCCGUGGCCGCCGCCGUGGCUGCCGUGGCCGCCCGCCCGCGCGGCCUCCUGCCCCGCGGCCGCCAGUGACGCUGGCGACACGGACCACCGGAGGCGGGACCCCCGCCCACCCGCCCGCCCGCCCGCGUGGCACCGGGCACGGCCUCCGCGUCCCCCCGGCUCGGGCAGGAGGGCCACGGAUUGGGGGAGAGACGCCCCACACCCCAACUUUGCAGCUGGAACUGCAGCCCAGGGCUCCCCCCGCCCGUUCCCGCUCCAGCCCCCCUUUUCGGUCAAAUGACGUGCCAGAGGAGGACGGCGUGUCCGGCCGGCCCCCGCCAGGACGGCCGCCGCCCCAUCGCGUGGACGGUCCUCAGGCGGGGGCGGUGCCGGCGGGCGGCUCCGAGUGCCCGGCUCGGCGCCCGGAGGCUCGGCACCGGCUCCCCCAGCGGGUCCCCUCCCGGCGCCGCUCCGGCCGCGUGUCGUGUCUCAGAUCCCCUGCGAGGCCCCGGGGCCGUGCCCAGGCCCGUGCCCAGGCGCGUGCCCACGGCGGCGGCCGGGCCGGGCGUGUGUGCCGGUGCCGCCGCGCCCGCCGUAGUGUGUUGUGCCGUGUGUCUCGUCCUUGAGGUGGUGCCUGUGGUGGUUUGCAGUGGGUGUCUCGUGCGAUGCGUAGUCUGGCCCGUCCGCGGGC
Molecule: messenger RNA, 2223 nt
Organism: Pipistrellus kuhlii (Kuhl's pipistrelle)
Lineage: Eukaryota; Metazoa; Chordata; Mammalia; Chiroptera; Vespertilionidae
Gene: OLFM1
Product: olfactomedin 1
Exons: 6
Coding region: 129-1532 (467 amino acids)
Biological process (GO): signal transduction
Source: RefSeq, a predicted model, not a curated record